Molecule: messenger RNA, 1549 nt
Organism: Malus domestica (apple)
Lineage: Eukaryota; Viridiplantae; Streptophyta; Magnoliopsida; Rosales; Rosaceae
Product: protein NDR1-like
Biological process (GO): defense response to other organism
Cellular component (GO): plasma membrane; plasmodesma
Source: RefSeq, a predicted model, not a curated record
AAUUGUUUUUAGUUUCAAAUAAAAUAUCAAAAAAUACUUGGGUGUUUUGGAGUGAAUUAAAAAUAGGAUUAAAGGACUUCGGAAGAAAGGAAAAAAAAAAAAGAUUAAAGGAAGGUUCCAAGAAUUUUGGUGGAAGUAGCUAUUUCCUUUAAAUAAUGGGAGAUUGAGUAAACCGUCCAAUAAAUGAAGCAAAUUGCCAAGUUUUUACCUUCAAUGACUCAAGAAUUCAAGUCAAUGCUCUUUUGUAUCAAUUUCACUCGGAUAUUUUAUCACACUCAAGAAUUUAGAUCAAUGAUUUGUUGUAUCAAUCUCACUUGUCUCUGUGACGAGUGAGAUUGAUUCAGAGCAUGUACAUCGAAUAUCACAGAUGUUAUCACACUCUAGAUUCAAGUCAAUGCUCUGUUGUGUCAAUUUCACUCGUCUUUGGGACGAGUGAGAUUGACACGAGCUUAUACAUCAGAAGUUGUAGAUUCUAUCGCACUAUUUCCGUGAGAUCGACACAAGAGUGUGUAUACUCAGGAUUCAGGACUCAAUAAGUUACAACAUAGUGGAGAGUAUUAUGAAGACACCAACCACUCAAUGAAAAGCAAAAGCAUCGAAAAACCCAAACAGUGCCAAAGACUUGAAUUAAUAUUAAAUAAGAACAGCAAUAAUAUCUUUUCCAAUCAUUUCCUUCACACUUUCUCACCCUAACCCUCUUCACAUUUCUCUCUCUAAAAAAUAGUGUGGAAAUCAACCAUGCCGGAUCAAUCAGGCGGGUGCUGCAGGUGCUGCUUCAGCUUCAUAUUCACCCUCGGCCUCACAGCCCUCUUCGUGUGGCUGAGCCUGCGCACCUCCAACCCCAAGUGCACAAUCCGCUCGUUUUACCUUCCUGCCCUCAACCGGACCCUAAACGACACCAAAAACACCACCGUCUUCGUCACCCUCAGGCUCGGAAACACCAACAAGGACAAGGGCGUUUACUACGACGCCGUCAACCUCACCUUCCGGCUGCAGCCCAACGCCACCGGCAUACCGGUGGCAACUUAUGCGGUGCCCCGGUUCUACCAGGGGCACAAGAAGACGGCCACAAAGAAAGUGGUCGUGGGGCCCCAAGGACUCAACUGGACGGCGGUGUCCAGUGGGGUCUACCCCAAUGGGAGUGCGAUUUUUAGGGUGGAUUUGGCCACUGCUGUGAGGUUCAAGAUCAUGUUUUGGAGGACCAAGAGGCAUAAGCUGAAUGUUGGGGCUGAUGUGCUGGUCAAUGACUCUGGUGGAAAAGUCAACAGGAAGGAUAUCAAGCUCUCUGCUGCACCAGAUCAUCACCUGAUUGGAUUCUUUUCUGGACAGGUGGGGGUUUUGUCCAAUUUCUUGGUUUUGAUUUUCCUUAUUUUUUUGUGAUUUUUUCAUAUUUUCUUAUUUUAUAAUUCCAUAUGUUGAUUUGCAUUUAGUGCUAUUCUUUAACUUGGGAAGAAAUUGGUGCUAACUUUUUGUGCGUAAAAUAUUUUCUACUUAAAUUGGAAUUUCAAAUUUUUGGUGGCUAUUUAUAUGGAUUGCCUAAAUUAUUGGA